UACAAAAUCACCUCUCUCACAUCUUGAGAAACACAACAUUCAAGCAUCCAACUCCUUUUAGAGGAAGAGAGAAGAAACAAGUAUUUAAAAACAGAGAUGGCAGGAUGCAUCAUGGAUGAAGAAGAGAUAUGGAAGUGUACAACCCACCCUUCAAAACGCCGUCGUACCGGUAUUUGCCCUAUUUGUCUUCGUGACCGACUCAACACUCUGUGCCCUAAUUGCGCGCACGUGCGCCCUUGCGAAUGUUGUCCCCUCGCCGCUGCCGCCGCCUCGUCAUCGUCUGCGUCGUCGUCGUCAUCUUCUUUCUCUUUGUUCUCGUCUACCUCCACCUCCGGCGAGCCGUCGAUGCGCCGGUCAAGAUCACUCGCCAUUCCAUUCCUCCGGUCGCGUUCAAAGUACGCGCCUAACCUCGAAUUCAUCGAUCAAAAGCCGCCGCCGCCGCCGCCCUCUCAACCUCCGGUAAAAGCGCCCGAUCAAAGCUUGCCGUUGCCGUUGCCUCCGCCUCCGGCGAAUGAUCAGAAGCCGCCCUUGCCGGGGAAGAGCGGCAAGAGCAAAACGGCGUCGUUGUUGUCGAUGUUCAAGACGAAUAAGAGCAAGAAACUGGGAGAGAUUAUAGAGAAAGAGAAGGAAGAGGAGUUGAAUAAGACGAGUAGUGAUUUUGCAUGGAUGAUGAGAAGAUCAAGAUCAGUCGCGGUUCCAAAGUCGUUGAAUUCACGCGCCGCCGAGAGUGACUCGGCGGGGAAGACACGUGGAUGGCAUUUUCCGAGUCCAAUGAAUGCUUUCCGGCAGUCAAAGGCAUCUAAAGUGCUUGAAGAACACCCCCAGUCAACAAUGUGUAAAGUCUGAAUAUAUAUUCUCGUUAUAUGUUUAAUCUUUGUAUUGCUUUUUCUGCUUUCGAACGAUAUUCGUUGUCUAACCUGAAUAUAUGAAUGAAAAUAAAAAUCGAUAGAAUGCAA
Messenger RNA from Daucus carota subsp. sativus, 956 nucleotides. RefSeq lists its product as uncharacterized. The coding region runs from base 97 to 846 and encodes 249 amino acids. The record is from RefSeq and is a predicted model, not a curated record. NCBI's taxonomy places the organism in Eukaryota, Viridiplantae, Streptophyta, Magnoliopsida, Apiales, Apiaceae. The transcript has a single exon.